AUGGCGUGCUCCAAGAAGACUCUCGCUAUUGUCGUUGUUCAGCUGCUGAUGGCUCUCCUUGCGUCAGCCAUGCCAGCAAGCGAAGGAAGUCGUGCCCUGUUAGGAGUAGAGCGGUGCUCCAAAUUUGACAACUGCAAGCAACAGUUCUGUCAGGCGACGUGCAUCAUCUUGGGGUUGAAUGCUGUUGGGAUAUCCAAGGUUGUUGGCACUGACAGUAUUGCUACAGAGGCCACCAAUAUCGCCUCCGAGAUAGUUUGGGUGCUGGAAACUGUGAUAUAA
Messenger RNA from Miscanthus lutarioriparius, 279 nucleotides. The record is from the annotation of a GenBank genome assembly. Lineage: Eukaryota; Viridiplantae; Streptophyta; Magnoliopsida; Poales; Poaceae.